AUGAAAAUUCAAUUUUCGUUAAUUUUCUUGUUGCUGAGCAUUGUUGUUGUGACUCUGGGCACCACGAUCGUUGCCGGAAAGUCUCAAACGGACAGCAACCUUUCAGCUCAAUUCGAUGCCCAAUUUCAACAAAUUCUCAAAUCUGACAUUACAAAGCUUUCCUAUGCUGAUCAACAAAAAGCACUCCAAGAACAUGUCAAACAAAUUAACAAAUUGACGAAAAAUCAAAAAGACCUUCAACUCGCUUGGCAAUCAUUGGAUCGUUUGGAACAACAAAUUAAAAAAGAAUAUGUUGAAAAUAACAGAAAAGUUAUUGUGGCUCAAGCAAAGGUCACAAAGGCUUGCAAACUUGUUGAAUAUUACAAAAUUUUACUCAAGAGAUUACAAAUGGAAAUUCUCAAGAUUAGACUCUCCUCUACAAAGAAGACUAAAUUGACCAAAUACUACACCAAAUUGAUUAAAAAGUACAAGGUAGAAAUGGAGAAGGCUUAUGAAAUUUAUCAAUCCUCUAUCAAAGUCUCAAAACAAGUUUAUUCUGAAUACGUGGUUGAGGCCAAGAAACUCUCUAAACAAAUUGAGAAAAUUAGACUUCAAAUUUCAAUUAUUGAACUCAUGAAACAAAAAUUGUACUCGACUCAAAGUUUAGAAGUCGAACUCUCAACCAUGAUUGAAGAAUGGGAGCAAAUUAUUCAUCAAGAAGAAGUCACUCAUAUUCAUGAAAAGGAAAGAUGUCAAUGUGCUAUUGAAUAUAGACCUGUGUGUGGUGUGAAUGGUCUUACCUAUAACUCUGCUUGUACUGCAAGAUGUGCCAAUGUGGAUAUUCACUAUCAUGGAGCUUGUAAAUGUAUUCCUCAAGAAGAAGUUAUUGUUGUCAGUAAGGAAAGUGCACUCUCUAGUGCUUCCAUUUAA
Naegleria lovaniensis is the source of this 909-nucleotide messenger RNA. RefSeq lists its product as uncharacterized. The transcript has a single exon. NCBI's taxonomy places the organism in Eukaryota, Heterolobosea, Eutetramitea, Acrasida, Naegleriidae. The coding region runs from base 1 to 909 and encodes 302 amino acids. The record is from RefSeq and is a predicted model, not a curated record. Gene Ontology annotation, molecular function: protein binding.